Messenger RNA from Cuscuta campestris, 1235 nucleotides. The record is from the annotation of a GenBank genome assembly. Lineage: Eukaryota; Viridiplantae; Streptophyta; Magnoliopsida; Solanales; Convolvulaceae.
CUCAGACUAUAUUAUACGGAGUAAGUUUACCCAUUCUUCCUACCGAAGACCCACUGUGCUCCCUCAUUUUUUCCUUUGUUAAUCAAAAGUCGUUACAGAUAGAAACUGAAAACUUUGACAAAUUACUAUAUACACAUGUUGAAUCUUUUAGGCACCUGUGGACGCUCUCAUCUUGAUGGUGAUGAAUAUGGCUUGGAUGAUCUGAGCCCAUGUUCAAGCCCCAAGGGAUCGUCGAAGAAGGCUGCAUUCAACAACCCUUACGCAGAUCGUGGCCUCGACAAGUUCUCUGCACUCUUAGCUGAUAUUGAAGCCAUGAAGCAGAAAAUCUACACCCAGAGGGAUUCAGAUCAGAUCUCCUUCGUCCGUUUCGCCUUCUCAAACUCCAACCAUGUCAAGCCCAUCGUUGUCAAGAGAAAGAAGGGCAAGAGCAAGAAGAGGAAGCCUGAAAAUGACAGAGGUGCAGCAGACAAGGAAGGAUCUGAGCAGCGUGCGAUCAGAUCAGCGGGAAGUGAAGUUCAAGAAACUGGGGAUGAUGAUGGGAAGAAACUGCCGUCUAAGGGGUUUCCUUGGGAGAUGAAUCAAAGGUGUUGCUUGCCUGUGGCUGUAAUCCUGGCUUUGGCUUCCUUGGCUGUUUAUGGGAGGGCCUUUGCAAUUAUGUGCGCUUCAAUUGGGUGGUAUGUGAUUCCCAUCAAUACAGAAAGUCCAGCUGCAUCAAGCGUUAGUGGCUCCAGAAAGAAGAUGAGAAAAUUGAGCUCCAAAGUACUCAGUGUGUGAUGUUCAACUGGACAUGAGAAAGGUUUUCUUGAGCUUAGUUUCAUCUCCACCUUCCCUAUCUUCUGGUGUGCUUUCGUGAUUUUCUUGCACCUUAUAUCUUCUUCUUUUUGUUCCUUUUGUUCUCAAUAAAUGUAAACUCUUUUGCAGUUGUUGCCUUUAAAGUGUGUUUGGGGAUUUGAUUAUACAGAUUAAGUGUGUUUGGUUGAAGGAAGAAUUCUUUCUAUCCUGCUGUUCCCCCUUUUAAUCCCCUCCAAGCAAAGUACCAAACACACUAGUACACUGUAAAUAUUAUUUGUACUCUGUGUAUACAGGGUUCUCAUGUUUCUUGUUUUUGGAGAGUUCAAGGAAUGUAAUUGUUGUGAUAUGUUGUUGAUCAAAUUUGUAAGCGUAAGUAAUCACACAAGUGUGUGUGUUUGUGUGUAUAUAUAUCAGUCAUCAUUCAACGAGUACUCAAUUCAAGU